Molecule: messenger RNA, 597 nt
Organism: Symbiodinium pilosum
Lineage: Eukaryota; Dinophyceae; Suessiales; Symbiodiniaceae
Source: the annotation of a GenBank genome assembly
AUGUCGUCCCUUGUCCGCGAUGGCCUUCCAAUGGUGGAAUGGUGUAGCCAGCUGUUGAGUUUGGAGACAUCACGGCUGCUGGAAGAAUGCUGCUACCAGGACUCAGUGGGCAGCGCCUGCAAGUUUGAGAUUACCGAGCUGAUAGACUCGAAAUGCUGUCGCACCGACACGGAAACCAGUGGAUUCUAUGGCUUUCUUCUGCCCCUGAGGUCUUUCUCCGUGAAUGGCGUUGUGAACUCAGUUGACCCCUGCGCUUCAUCAGAGUUCGGACGGCGCUGCCUUUUCGGCUACGACACCUUUCAAGUCCUUGGCGACAACGCCUUAGAGGAGAUGGAAGAGAUGGGCCUCGUGGGUACAGAGCAGGGGCGGAUGGUUUCAAUCUCCUUGCCCACCAGCCCCCCGCUGAUGCAUCCGGCACGCGUGAAUGACGAUGCUGAACAGGAUCCCGUCUUCUACCAUCGCCUUUUCCACACGUAUGCAGAGGCGACCCCGCAAGGUCUUUGGGAGCUUAACCACUAUCUGGAAAAUCGUCCGCGCUUUCGUGCUCUUCGGCGCGCUGGGCGUUCGUGCGUGCAGCCAGAGGCGGCUCGUGCGAGA